GCCCGCCGGCCGUGUCUCCUCCGCGGCCGCCCCCCUCUCCAGGACUCCUCUCCGGGACUUCACGUCUCCGCCGUCUGACCCGGCAUGGACCCGCUGGUGGCCGCCAUCGACCAGGGCACCAGCUCGACGCGGUUCCUGGUGUUCAAUGCAAAUACAGCCGAACUGAUCUGUCACCAUCAAGUACCGGUCAACCAGAGGUUCCCUAAGGAAGGCUGGGUGGAGGAGGACCCCAGAGAGAUCCUUGAAUCCGUCCAUGAGUGCGUGGAGAGGACCUGCGAGAAACUACAGCAACUCAAUGUCGACGUCUCCAACAUAAAAGCGGUCGGGGUGACCAAUCAGAGAGAAACAACCGUAGUUUGGGACAAAGAGACGGGCGAGCCGCUCUACAAUGCCAUCGUUUGGUUGGACCUUCGCACACAAUCCACUGUGGAGAGACUCAUCAGCAAAACUCCAGGCAGAAACAAGAACCACUUCAAGAAUCAGACCGGUCUUCCCAUCAGCACCUACUUCAGCGCGGUGAAGCUGCGCUGGAUGCUGGACAACGUGGACGAGGUGCGGCGGGCCGUGCUGGCCGGGCGCGCUCUGUUCGGCACCGUGGACUCCUGGAUCAUCUGGUGUCUGACAGGUGGAAAAGACGGAGGCGUCCACUGCACAGACGUGUCCAACGCCAGCCGCACCAUGCUUUUCAACAUCCACACCAUGGAGUGGGACUCAGAGCUCUGCAGGUAUUUUGACGUUCCGAUGGAGAUCCUCCCCGACAUCAGGAGCUCCUCGGAGAUCUACGGCUACAUGAAAUGCGGCUCUCUGGCAGGAGUUCCUAUCUCGGGGUGUCUGGGAGAUCAGUCAGCUGCUCUGGUUGGUCAAACAUGCUUACAGGAAGGUCAGGCCAAAAACACGUAUGGAACAGGUUGCUUCCUGCUCAGAAACACAGGCACGAAGCCUGUGAUGUCCGACCAUGGCCUGCUCACCACUGUCGCCUACAAACUGGGAAAAGACGCACCGGCCUGCUACGCUCUGGAGGGUUCGGUGGCCAUCGCAGGCGCGAUGGUGCAGUGGCUGAAGGACAACAUGGGCAUUGUGAAGUCCUCCUCGGAGAUAGAGAGUCUGGCUGCUGCUGCAGGGACGUCGUACGGAUGCUACUUUGUGCCUGCUUUCUCCGGCCUGUACGCUCCGUACUGGGAGCCCAGUGCACGAGGGAUCAUCUGUGGACUCACACAGUUCACCAACAAGAGUCACCUUGCCUUCGCAGCUCUGGAGGCCGUUUGCUUUCAGACCAGAGAGAUCGUGGAUGCCAUGAACCAGGACAGCGGCGUUCCUCUGAUGCAGAUGCAGGUUGAUGGAGGGAUGACGUCCAACAGAUUACUGAUGCAGCUGCAGGCUGACAUCCUCUGCAUGCCCGUGGUGCGACCCCUCAUGUCGGAGACCACCUCCCUGGGCGCUGCUAUGGCGGCGGGGGCGGCGAAGGGGGUGGAUGUGUGGAACCUGAGCCCCGACCAUGUCGUCCCGGUCACAUCCGAGAAGUUCCAACCUCAGAUCAACCCAGAAGAGAGCGAGUUCCGCUACGCUCGCUGGAAGAAAGCCGUGCAGAGAGCCAUGAACUGGGAGACCUCGGAGCCCAGCAGCCCCGAUAACCAGGACAGCAGAUAGACCGCCUUCAUCGUCACUGAUGAAACUUUCUCAAGUGCCAGUUCGAACGAAGCCUGACGAGCCACGGAGGUUCUACUUCACUUUUUUUUUUUUCUUUUUUUACAAACACUGAAGAGACUUGAAAAUCCAUGAUCUCAAAGAGGGAAUUGUUCUUUUAAAGAAUAAAAUCACUGGAGAAAUAUGAACUACUGUGAUUUAAACCAGACAGCACUUUAAGAUUACCUGCUGGAUUUUAAUACUGUAAUUUUUUUUAAAUUGAAGCCUCAUUUACACGAUAUUGGUUCGUGUGGAAGCAGCGUAGCCGGAGAGCUCGUCCAGUUUGCGGUUUUCACUUUGGGACGUAUGAAAAAACGAGGCCUCGUGUUUAAUUUUUUACUCGAUCUUUGAGUCUCUGAGCUUCGACACACAAAUCCUGCAUCGUUUACCGUGUUGAGAUGCUUUAUUUCUGUAUCAUGUGAGCAUAAAAAAGACAAUAAA
Molecule: messenger RNA, 2124 nt
Organism: Salarias fasciatus (jewelled blenny)
Lineage: Eukaryota; Metazoa; Chordata; Actinopteri; Blenniiformes; Blenniidae
Product: glycerol kinase-like
Exons: 19
Coding region: 85-1647 (520 amino acids)
Biological process (GO): glycerol-3-phosphate biosynthetic process; triglyceride metabolic process; glycerol metabolic process
Cellular component (GO): mitochondrion
Molecular function (GO): glycerol kinase activity
Source: RefSeq, a predicted model, not a curated record